AUGAGACUAAAUAUUGCCAUCUUUUUUGGGGCUCUCUUUGGUGCUUUGGGAGUUUUACUCUUUUUGGUGGCUUUUGGAUCAGAUUAUUGGCUUCUUGCAACUGAAGUGGGGAGGUGUUCAGGUGAACAGAAUAUAGAGAACAUCACUUUCCAUCAUGAAGGAUUCUUCUGGAGGUGUUGGUUUAAUGGAAUUGUGGAAGAAAAUGAUCCCAAUAUCUGGAAAUUCUGGUACACCAACCAACCGUCAUCGAAGAACUGCACCCAUGCUUACCUGUCUCCAUAUCCCUUCCUGAGAGGCGAACACAAUUCUACAUCUUACGACUCUGCAGUUAUAUACCGUGGUUUCUGGGCUGUCCUAAUGCUUCUGGGAGUAGUAGCUGUGGUGACUGCAAGUUUUUUGAUCAUCUGUGCCGCCCCCUUUGCCAGCCAUCUUCUCUAUAAAGUCGGAGGAGGCUCCUAUAUUGCUGCAGGCCUCCUGUUUUCCCUGGUGGUAAUGUUGUAUGUCAUCUGGGUCCAAGCAGUGGCUGACCUGGAGAGCUACAGAACCAUGAAAAUGAAAGACUGCUUGGACUUCACCCCUUCUAUUCUGUAUGGCUGGUCAUUUUUUCUGGCCCCAGCAGGGAUAUUUUUUUCUUUGUUAGCUGGAUUACUCUUUAUAAUUAUUGGACGACAUAUUCAGCUACACCAUUAA
Molecule: messenger RNA, 690 nt
Organism: Condylura cristata (star-nosed mole)
Lineage: Eukaryota; Metazoa; Chordata; Mammalia; Eulipotyphla; Talpidae
Gene: TMEM182
Product: transmembrane protein 182
Exons: 5
Coding region: 1-690 (229 amino acids)
Cellular component (GO): membrane
Source: RefSeq, a predicted model, not a curated record